Danio aesculapii is the source of this 3169-nucleotide messenger RNA. Its product is annotated as oocyte zinc finger protein XlCOF6-like. NCBI's taxonomy places the organism in Eukaryota, Metazoa, Chordata, Actinopteri, Cypriniformes, Danionidae. Gene Ontology annotation, molecular function: DNA-binding transcription factor activity, RNA polymerase II-specific; RNA polymerase II cis-regulatory region sequence-specific DNA binding. Bases 445 to 2832 code for a protein of 795 amino acids. Gene Ontology annotation, biological process: regulation of transcription by RNA polymerase II. The transcript is spliced from 4 exons. The record is from RefSeq and is a predicted model, not a curated record.
GCUCAGUCUGAGGCGGAGAGCGGAGAGUGCAGAGCUUUGCUGUUUGCUGUUGAAUUCCUUUAACUCCACUUCUGUUACGGGUGUUGUGCGUCUAUUCAAAGUAAGUGUAUUAUAUCUGACCUUUGUAGCGUUCGCAGAUUUGCUGCAAUUAUCUUGCGGGUUGAACUGCUUUAACAUAUGUGCUCAAUGCUAAUAUACUCUCUUGUUUUUAGCUCGAUGCUACGCUGUAAACACUUGUGUAAUGCGUUACUCACGGGUUAUCUGGGCACCUUUCAUUUGUGUCUCCAUCUCAUUCAUUCACUAAGUGCUUGUUUCAGAGCGAAGCUCCUCCUCCAAUUAAGCCCCUCCUCCACCAGUGAAACUCCUCCUCCUCCAGUGAAGCUAUAAACACUGGAAUAUUCCCAUCAGGCUCCAGUGAAGAGUUGAUUGAAGGACAGUGAGAACAUGAGUGAUCCAGAACCCUGCAGAAUUAAACAUGAAGACACUGAACAACAAAUAGACCUAAUUGAAGAGAAUGAGGCGAUUAAAGAGGAGGAACAUCAUGUCAAAAUUGAGGAAAAAACUCAUUUACAGACUGAUGGUAUUUUGAAAAAGAGAGACAAGAAUCAAUUCACCUGCACUCAGUGUGAGAAGACUUUCAGCCGAUCAUCAUCCCUUAAUAGACACAUGCUGAUCCACACUGGAGAGAAACCAUUCACAUGCACUCAGUGUGGGAAGAGUUUCAGACAAAUAUCAUCCUUUAAUCUACACAUGAGGAUCCACACUGGAGAGAAACCAUACACAUGCACUCAAUGUGGGAGGAGUUUCAGCCAAUCAUCAAACCUUAUUCUACACAUGAGGAUCCACACUGGAGAGAAACCAUUCACCUGCACUCAGUGUGGGAAGAGUUUCAACCAAAUAUCAACCCUUCAUCUACACAUGAGGAUCCACACUGGAGAGAAACCAGUCGCAUGCACUCAGUGUGACAAGAGUUUCAGCCAAAAAUCAGCCCUUAAUAAACACAUGAGGAUCCACACUGGAGAGAAACCAUACACGUGCACUCAGUGUGGGACGAGUUUCAUCCAAAUAUCAGUCCUUAAUAAACACAUGAGGAUCCACACUGGAGAGAAACCAUACACGUGCACUCAGUGCGGGAAGAGUUUCCGCCAAUCAUCGUCACUUAAUCAACACAUGAGGAUCCACACUGGAGAGAAACCAUUCACGUGCACUCAGUGUGGGAAGAGUUUCAGCUGCUCAUCGCACCUUAAUCUACACAUGAGGAUCCACACUGGAGAGAAACCCUUCACAUGCACUCUGUGUGGGAAGAGUUUCAGCAGCUCAUCAAGCCUUCAUAAACACAUGAGGAGCCACACUGGAGAGAAACCAUACACAUGCACUCAGUGUGGGAGGAGUUUCAGCCAAUCAUCAAACCUUAAACAACACAUGAAGAUCCACGCUGGUGUGGGAGUAUCUGUGCUUUACCUAAUUGAAGAGUAUGAGGAGAUUAAAGAGGAGGAACAUCAUGUCAAAACUGAUGAAAAAACUCUUUUACAGACCGAUGGUAUUUUGAAAAGGAGAGACAAGAAUCGUUUCACCUGCACUCAGUGUGGAAAGAGUUUAAGAGGAAAAGGCAACCUUAAAAUUCACAUGAGGAUCCACACUGGAGAAAAACCAUACACAUGCACUCAGUGUGGGAAAAGUUUCAACCAAUCACCAUCCCUUAAUCUACACAUGAGGAUCCACACUGGAGAGAAACCAUUCACAUGCACUCAGUGUGGGAAGAGUUUCAGCCAAUCAACACACCUUAAUCAACACAUGAGGAUCCACACUGGAGAGAAACCAUUCACAUGCACUCAGUGUAAGAAGAGUUUCAGACAAUUAUCAGAUCUUAAUCAACACAUGAUGAUCCACACUGGAGAGAAACCAUUUACAUGCACUCAGUGUGAGAAGAGUUUCAGACAAUUAUCAUCACUUAAUAAACACAUGAGGGUCCACACUGGAGAGAAACUAUUCUUAUGCACUCAGUGUGGGACCCCUUUCAGACAAUUAUCACACCUUAAUCAACACAUGAUGAUCCACACUGGAGAGAGACCAUUCACAUGCACUCAGUGUGAGAAGAGUUUCAGCCACACAUCAACCCUUAAUAAGCACAUGAUGCUUCACACUGGAGAGAAACCAUUCACCUGCACUCAGUGUGGGAAGAAUUUCAGACGAUUAUCACACCUUAAUCAACACACGAGGGUCCACACUGGAGAGAAACCAUUCAAAUGCACUCAGUGUGGGAAGAGUUUCAGCCACACAUCAACCCUUAAUCAACACAUGAGGAUCCACACUGGAGAGAAACCAUUUACAUGCACUCUAUGUGGGAACAGUUUCAACCAAUCAUCACAACUUAAUAAACACAUGAAGAUCCACACUGGAGAGAAACCAUUCACCUGCACUCAGUGUGGGAAGAGAUUCAGCCGAUCAACAAACCUUAAUGAACACAUAAAGAUCCACACUGGAGAGAAACCAUUCACCUGCACUCAGUGUGGGAAGAGAUUCAGCCAAUCAGCAAACCUUAAUGAACACAUGAGGAUCCACACUGGAGAGAAACCAUUCACAUGCACUCAGUGUGGGAAGAGUUUCAGACGAUUAUCAAACCUUAAUCAACACAUGAUGAUCCACACUGGAGUAAGACAGUAUAUGUGCUUUGAGUGUGAGAAGACUUUUAAAACACCAGGAGAAUUGAAACGGCACCAGAGGAUUCACACUGGAGAGAAACCGUACAAGUGUUCACACUGUGACAAGAAAUUCAGGGAAUUACAAACCCUGAAAAGACAUAAGAGGAUUCACAUUGUAGAGAAACCAUAGACCUGAUCAGUAGCCCCAUUCGCACAGCGAUACCAAUAAAUAUCUGGAAAAUUACCGGAAUGAAUUUACUGGUAAACUCAAGAGAGCGCUGUUCACACAGGCGAGAAGGUUCUUGAAUUUUUCCAGAAGAUGCAUUCACACACCCAUUCCAAAAUACCUGUAAAUUCUGACAUCAUUAAGCAGAAAUGAGCUCUAAAUGGCCGCGCAUGUCAGACAUCCAUAGUUGGGAAAAGUGAUUUCCGGAGGGAGACAGAGAUAAUUUGCAGGAGGUUGUGGGAGAAUGGGUACCUGAAAAAAGGAGUGGGGGGUGAUGGUUGCGUAUCUGAAGAGCGGUGGG